AUGGGAGUUCGUGACUACGGAAUUUGGAAGGGAACUCCAGUUCUUUACGAGUUUGAAGAUCGCUAUGAGGACGAUACUUCGCCUCAUCUGUCGCUGUACUACCAUGACGAGGAGGGCGACCCGCCAGAUUUUGACCUUGGCUUUCGGCGCAACAACAGGGGCCACCCACCAAACCCCAAUCGCCCAAAGGACAUUCCGGGGCUCCUCCGUGCAGCAAUCAAUAUCAAAUCCACGGAUGAUGAGACUCGACUUGCCUAUUGGGUGAACAAUAACAUGGAGGAUCAUCCUAUUGUCCAGAAACUGACCGGGCUGGACUUUGGCUUUAAUCCAAUCAAUAGCGUGCCUGAAUCCAAUGUCCAAAGCCUCGACUAUAUCCGGGGUAACCUCUUCAAUCCAAGGAGCGGCCGUGUGCUAGCGCAUGACAUUCCGGGCACCAACAACGAUAUGAUCGAUGUCCUGGAGCCCGAAAUCACUAAAGCAAUUGAAAAAAAGGCGACCAUCUAUUUGUUCGGUUCUGAGUUCAAUACGAAGAAUGGAAUUCACAACGUUCAUAUGAAUCAGGGUAACAUCAAGAAGUUUGCCCGUGAUGAUGGAGUCUUUCAGGAUGGUGGUCUUCUCAUCCAGUACGAGAAUCACUGGACUGGCAUUUUUAUUGCAUUUGCCUCCCAGGCAAUCCACACCGAUGAUCAAACUGGCCAUAAAAUCCCUGGCAACACUCUGACGUGGGGGGACUUCCUACCCAUGGACAUUGAGGAGAAUUCUGUGACCAUUACGAAAGCGCUCGUCAACCCACGUGGACAGGAUGAUGGCUCUGCAAGAAACAAAGAGUCAGUGACGCUUGGAGACUUUACAAAUCACCGAGUAUCCUUGUCAUCAUGGACGUUGCGUAACUCCGCUGGCGAUGUCCAAGAGCUUCCUCAAAAUGCAAUCUUGGCCGCCGGGGAAUCCAAGCUCUUUGACGUACCCAACUGUCCCCUUAAUAAUAAUGGUGAUACAAUUACUUUAUGCAACAAAGAGGGACUGAGGGUCGAUGGGGUGAGCUACCAGCGCCGCCAGGGACAGAAAGAAGGCCGUCCAAUUGUCUUUGCCCACUGA
Penicillium brevicompactum is the source of this 1095-nucleotide messenger RNA. RefSeq lists its product as uncharacterized. The record is from RefSeq and is a predicted model, not a curated record. The transcript has a single exon. Lineage: Eukaryota; Fungi; Ascomycota; Eurotiomycetes; Eurotiales; Aspergillaceae. Bases 1 to 1095 code for a protein of 364 amino acids.